UCAUUUAAAAACAGAGAACCAGACUUAUUACAACACGUAUACAAAUUCGUGCACGAGCAAAACAAACAUCGCAAGACGGCUCGCGAAAACUGCAAAAGAGGACAUGAAAUCGCUAGAAAAACGGCCAAUUUUACGGCCAGAUUUCUCCAGAGGGAGAAUUGAACUUGCCCAUCCUCUACGAUGACUCUCUUGGCGGUGGUUAGCCGGCUCAUCCGCAACACAGUCUUCAAGUAUGAGACCGUUGCCUUUGUGAUCGCGUUGCUGUUCCUGUACAGUUUUGUCUUUCACCGCGAUUCACUACGGAGCGUGUUCAACAGGGCGCGGGUCAGCGUGCAGAACAGCCGGCUAAACGCUCUGCCGAACGGUCGGGUCUCAGGCCAAGUUGCCGCUGCGGGCUCGCUGUCGUCGGACCGGAAUGGCAAGAACAGCGGGCCUAAACAGUGGGAGUUGAGGAAGGACAAUGUGGCGGUGUAUUCAAUUCAGGGCAGGAGGCCGAGAAUGGAGGAUCGGUAUGAUUUUGUACACGACAAAAAUCAUUCAGGAGUUGCGAUGUAUGGAAUAUUUGACGGCCAUGGAGGAGCGUUUGCAGCAGAUUUCACAGAGAAGCUUCUUUCGCAGUCUGUGAUGGCGCGAGUCUUACAGGCGCUACUCAAGGAGGGUAAAGCCAAUCAUUCCCAGAUCCUCAUUGAAGAAAUCCUCUCCUUGGAUGAGAAGUUCCUCACUGUCGCACGCUCCAAUAAUGAUGUUGCAGGCACUACUGCCCUGGUGGCGCUCUUGUCCGGAAACGAGCUCACCGUAGCCAAUGUGGGAGACUCUCGCGGCGUCAUGUGUGACCACGAGGGAAGGACUGUGCCCCUCUCCUUUGACCACAAACCCCACCUCCCACAAGAGCGCAAGCGCAUCAAGAAAGCUGGCGGCUUCAUCACGUUCAAUGGCGUCUGGCGCGUGGCGGGGAUCCUCGCCACCUCCCGUGCCAUCGGCGACUACCCUCUCAAAGAUCGCAAGUUUGUCGUGGCGGACCCGGACAUUCAGACAUUUGACCUCUCGGAGUGCAAGCCGCAGUUUCUCAUCUUGGCCAGCGAUGGAUUGUGGGAUGCAUUCAGCAACGAGGAGGCCGUCAUGUACGUGAAGGAGAGAUUAGAUGAACCCCACUUCGGAGCAAAGAGUAUCGUGCUUCAGGCGUACUACCGGGGAUCCCUAGAUAACAUUACCGUAAUGGUGUUGAACUUUAAAGCAGGCGCGGCCGCUGGAAAUGCAAAUGAGAAACAGAAAGACGAGGGAGAGAUUUGAUACACCUUCACCACCAGGGAUACUUUGCCAAGGUUAAACAAGCAGAACACAGCAGGCAGGCCAUCGUCCCAAUUGCCAGAUGUAAAAAUGUCUCGCGGUGUGCCAACUCUUGGCUGGGGAAUCAAUUAAGUUCAUGUCUUCAAUACCUAGGAGAAGUAUACGAUACCCAAAGAAUUUAUCGGUUUAUGGACUUGCCAUUCAGAGCUACUCCUUAUGUUCAAUUUGAUGUGUUUGAGAUCACUAUACAAUUUUCAAUCAUGAAUUACAUGCAGGUGUGAGUGAUUGCAAGUUGUACAACCCUGGGCAAAUGCCACUGAGCGCACCAAUAUGCUGAUUGCUGGAAUCAGAUAGUGUUGCCCCCUCCCCCAACAAGUGUUGCUCCCCUGCCCACAAAAAAAUCAUCGGCUAACAUAUUGUGCAUUGUGGUGUAAGGCAUGUGUCUCGCAUCUCAGCUAAUUGAUGCAGAGCCCAAAAUGUGCUUGACUUUUUUUGUAAGUUAGAAGCUACAUAUUGAAAAACUGUUUCAAAUCAUUUCACUAUAUUAUAUAUAUUGCAAUUUUUUUUUACACUCACUUACUUCCUAAAAAAACCCACAACACAGUACAUAAGCCUUGAGGCCUACAUGAGUAAAGCUGGACCCAGAGUGCACAGAAUUGUAUUUAAUUGAUUCAGAUUGGCUUUUCACUGGAGGUCUUUUCAUGCAUGUGGUCUGCAUAAUGGGCCGGAUUUAGCCUAUUCAUUGGCAUUACGGGGUCAUUCUAUUUAAAACGUUUUUGGGCCAAUGUGAGGCUUAGGCAAGUCUAAUUCACAAGUGACAGUCAGUCAGUCAGUCAGUCAGGUACAGAGAGAGUAUAGGCCGGGCCCCUCUGGAACCAGCCAAAAAAUAACAAACAACUCAACUGUGAAAAAUCUCAUUUUAAAGAUGUCAUCCUGUAACUUUCAGGCUUCCAGUUAGGCCAAAAAAAGAGAGAAGAAAUAGUUCUGCUUCCGGUUUCCCUAUCUACAUGUACCCUAUUUUGACAGCCCCUACCCUAAUUUCUUUUGGAAAAAUGAGGAAAAAACACCCAAA
Patiria miniata (bat star) is the source of this 2359-nucleotide messenger RNA. RefSeq names its product protein phosphatase 1L-like (gene ppm1l). The record is from RefSeq and is a predicted model, not a curated record. The transcript is spliced from 3 exons. Gene Ontology annotation, cellular component: nucleus; cytosol. Gene Ontology annotation, molecular function: cation binding; protein serine/threonine phosphatase activity. Gene Ontology annotation, biological process: positive regulation of canonical Wnt signaling pathway; positive regulation of canonical NF-kappaB signal transduction; protein dephosphorylation. Bases 181 to 1290 code for a protein of 369 amino acids. NCBI's taxonomy places the organism in Eukaryota, Metazoa, Echinodermata, Asteroidea, Valvatida, Asterinidae.